Molecule: messenger RNA, 1854 nt
Organism: Cucumis melo (muskmelon)
Lineage: Eukaryota; Viridiplantae; Streptophyta; Magnoliopsida; Cucurbitales; Cucurbitaceae
Product: extensin
Exons: 2
Coding region: 36-1208 (390 amino acids)
Source: RefSeq, a predicted model, not a curated record
UGAUGCUUCUCGCACAACCUCCUCUUCUUCAUUGAAUGUUUCUUAUGGAUCCCACCAUUUCUCUCCUUCUUCUCCUUGUUUUAACAUCUUUCUUCACUAGUUUGCGAAUAGCUGAAGCUCUAACGUCAGUCACUCGAAUCACAAUAGUGGGCGCAGUUUAUUGUGACACAUGUUUGAGCAACAGUGUCUCCAAACACAGCUACUUCUUGCCUGGUGUGGAUGUUCAUUUACAGUGCAAAUUCAGAGCAAUUGCUCCCAAAAUGGCGGAGCAAAUGGCCUUCUCUGUCAACAGAACAACAGAUAAAUAUGGAGUAUAUAGAUUGGAAAUUCCAUCUGUGGAUGGAAUCAAUUGUGUUGAUGGUAUGACAAUGCAGUCAUUUUGCCAGGCAAGCUUAAUAGGAAGCCCAUCUGAAGUUUGCAAUGUCCCAGGUUUAAGAACUACUUCGGAAGAGAUAUCAGUCAAGUCUAAGCAAGAUAAUCUAUGUAUAUUCAGCUUAAAUGCUUUGAGUUAUAGGCCAAUGAAGAAGAAUGAAAGCUUAUGCGGGAGUAAGAAAGAGAAAAAUCCAGAUCCCUUGACCUCCUCAAAGUUUUUUCUCCCUUUCUUCCCUCCUUAUUCCCUCCCUUUCCCCUUUCCUCCUCUUCCACCAUUCCCUUCCUUUCCUUCACCUCCACUUCCUCCACUGCCUCCACUGCCCCCACUGCCCCCUGUUCCAUUUUUUCCUCUCCCUACUUGUCCUAACCCACCAUCUUUACCAUUUCCUUUCCCACCUUUGCCUCCUUUAUUUCCUUCACCUCCAAGUCCACCUCAACCAUCUACACCACCUCCGCCACCCCCAUUUAGUCUCAGUGAUCCAAGGACCUGGAUACCCUAUGUUUCUCCAUUUUCUCCUCCACCGCCUCCGCCAUCAUCACCACCUCCAUUCAGUCUCAGCGAUCCAAGAACCUGGAUACCCCAUCUUCCUCCAUUUUCCCCUCCCCCACCUCCUGCUUUCGAUCCCCGAGACCCGAGAACCUGGAUUCCCAAUAUCCCUCCAUUUUCUCCUUCCCCACCUCCUGCAUUUAAUCCUAGAGACCCCAGAUCAUGGAUUCCUCGUAUUCCUCCAUUUUUCCCUCCCCCACCUCCAUCAUUCGACCUUAGAGACCCCAGAACAUGGAUACCCCAUUUGCCACCAUCCCCUCCACAAGGCCCUCAAAAUCAAAAACCCUAAUAUUGUGCUUUGUUUUCCCUCCUCUUUACCACUACAAAUUUUCUCUCAAUAUGAUAUUGUUUGAUGUGUGCUUAUGUAUUUUUCCGGUGUCCUGUCCAUUCAGGCAAAACAACAAACACCUUGUGUGCCAAUAUAAUUCAUGUACAGAAAACAAAAGGGGAUUUGUCUGUUAAUAUGAUUAAUCAAGAAGCUGGAUAUCAUCAAUGUAUUAUUUCAUUAAUCUUCAAAUUUGCAAGAAAAGCUUACAUUCUUAAGUCUUUAGAGAAUGAUACAAAAAGGAACACAAAGAAACUCAUAGACCGUCAGUACCUUUGCUUCCGUAUAAUACCACCGCAACAAAACAACCCCCCCAAAAAAAACUAGAAAAGGAAUUGAAUUGCCUUCAAUACAGAAUACCUUUUCUACCUAACUUGAGCGGUGGCAAUGGCGAAUGAGAUCAUUCACUUCUUGUUUUCUUUUCCUUCUUUUUCUGUUUCUGAUGCCUUUUUGAUGUGAUAAUAUGAAUUCAUGAUCCCAAACUAAAUUCCUUUUUACAGUAGGUCUUUUAGCCUCUUCACGACUUCAUCUAUCUUCUAAAUGGAUCACAUUCUUCUGUGCGGAAAUACAACUACUCAUCCAGCUCAACAACCUUAACAAGCAAUCAAUU